Molecule: messenger RNA, 1485 nt
Organism: Monoraphidium neglectum
Lineage: Eukaryota; Viridiplantae; Chlorophyta; Chlorophyceae; Sphaeropleales; Selenastraceae
Exons: 8
Coding region: 1-1485 (494 amino acids)
Source: RefSeq, a predicted model, not a curated record
AUGCAGAAGACGCGGCUUGCCCUCUUGCUGUGUGUGCUGGCGUGUCCAGCACCAGCUGCGCUCGUAGCGGCCCAGCAGUCGUGCGCCGCGCUCGGCGCGUUCAACUUCUACCCCGAUGGGACCAUCAACCAGCCUGAGGCCUGGACGCUGGCAAACCAGGGUGCCGCAGGCAACGCCGACCGCGGGGCAUUGUUUCCCAUCGCCCUGCUGGGCACGCCGCAGCCAGCGCUGAACUUCCUGCCCUCCCACCCGCUGCUGACCGCCGCCGGAGCCGCCGCGCCGCCCGCGGCAUGCGCCACGAUUGCGACGGCGCCGUCGCGACGACUGGCGGCGGCCGCGCCGGCGGGGGCGAUCGCGGGCACCUUCUCCUGGAGCGUGGCGCUUGAUGGCGCCUUGUCAGCAUCCGGCUCGGCCGUGACGCUGGCGGCAGCGACUGCGACGCCGCCGUCCUGGACAGCCAAUGUUUGGGGCCUUGCCGAUGGCAAGCACGAGUUGAACAUCACAGUCACCGUACUUGCCGGGUCCGCGAUCACCGCUGACGGCGUCAGGGCGCCCGCUACCGACGUCAUCUUCAGCCAGAGUGUGGUUUUCUAUAAGCUGGUGCAGCGCCCCACGCUCGCCCUCAAGCCGCUUACCUGCUCCCUUGAUCUGACCCUCGAGGCGACUGACAUGUGGCCCGAGCCGGUGGCGGCCCCGGGCGGCGCGGGCGCACUCUGGAAGCCGGUGUACCACGUGUGGGGCAAGUUUGUGGCGGGACUGGACGGGCAGCCAUACACAGGCGAGGACGCUGCUUCUGAAGCCGCGCAGCGCCACUACUUUGACCUGGUUUUUGUGGAGGGCUCCCUCACCAGCGACUUCCCCUCCCUGCUGUCCCUGGCCGGCAACGACACGUUCAACCAGCAGGACACAGACCCAUCCUGGACGUAUGUCCUGCCCGGCGGCGCCCUGAACAGCGACGGGGCCUCCCUUAGGGGCGCCCCCAAGUUUGCGGGGGCGCUGGCCUGGAACGGCACCCUGGUCGGUGUGCAGUCCAGCAACACGACGCUGCUCGGCUUCAACGGGCCGGACUCAAUCCAGCUGAACGAGUACGCAGCCGUCACGUGGCAGUACCAAGGCCUGGGUAACGCCACCUGCGCCAUCGACGGCGCGCGCGUCGCGACAGACCCCUCGACGGGCCUGUGCUCGUCCCCCCUGCUCCGCCUCGUGAACGACACGCUGCUGCACACGCUGGUCGUCACGUUCCGCGACGCGUGCGGCGCGGUGCGCAGCGACUACAUGAACUUCUCGGUCCCGGGCGGCUGGGUGACCAACGCGACCGCGGACGGGCUGCCGGUGACGGAUUUCUACGACGCCGCCGCGGGCACCCCCCUGCGCAACAGCAGCAAGCUGUCGACGGGCCGGAACGGCGCGGCGGGCGCCGCGGCGCGGGGCCUGCUGGUUUGGGCAGGCGCCGCCCUGGCGGUGGCCGUUGCGGCUGUACUGUGA